This is a messenger RNA of Cajanus cajan (pigeon pea), 2034 nucleotides long. Its product is annotated as protein IQ-DOMAIN 2. Gene Ontology annotation, molecular function: protein binding. NCBI's taxonomy places the organism in Eukaryota, Viridiplantae, Streptophyta, Magnoliopsida, Fabales, Fabaceae. The record is from RefSeq and is a predicted model, not a curated record.
UCUCAAUAUUAGCGGAAGCAGCUGUUCCUAUAAUUCAAACUCUCCUCUCUUACCAUUUCCCAAGAUCUGCUUUCCCUCUUCACUAACCUUUUCUUUGCUUCAACUCUGAAUGUGAUCUUCCAAGUUCCAAUCUUUUUCUACACAUUUGAGAUCUGUCACUUUGUUACACUCCAGGAUCAAAUUAAGGAAUGCCAAGAAAAUGGGGAGGAAAGGAAAUUGGUUUUCUAGCGUGAAGAAGGCUCUCAGCCCUGACCCAAAGGAGAAGAAAGAUCAGAAAUCAAGUAAAUCUAAGAAGAAAUGGUUUGGGAAGCAAAAGUUGCAGACUUCAGUCUCAUACCCAGAAACUGAUAAAACACCACCAUCUAUUCCUCCUCCACCAGAAGAGAUUAAAAUAACUGAUAUUGAAACUGAAAACAGUCAUGAUCAUGAUCAUGUUGUUGAAGUUGCAACUGCCAUGGAUGCUGAGGAACCCGUUCCUUCUGUUCAGAUAGAACCUGUUAGGGUUGAACCUGCCCCAAUUGCUCGUUUUGCUGGUAAACCAAAGGAUGAAGUGGCAGCAAUCAAAAUUCAAACAGCUUUUAGGGGACACUUGGCAAGAAGGGCAUUGCGGGCUUUAAGGGGGUUGGUCAGGUUGAAAUUAUUGAUGGAAGGCCCGGUUGUAAAACGCCAAGCCACAAGUACCCUCCGCUCUAUGCAGACGUUAUCUCGCUUGCAGUCUCAGAUUCGUUCCAGGAGGAUCAGAAUGUUAGAGGAGAAUCAAGCUCUGCAGAGACAGCUCUUACAGAAACAUGCAAGAGAGCUUGAGAGCAUGCGGAUGGGAGAGGAAUGGGACGACAGCCUACAAUCAAAAGAACAAAUCGAAGCCAAGUUACUAAGCAAGUAUGAGGCAGCUAUGAGAAGAGAAAGGGCACUGGCUUAUGCAUUCACUCAUCAGCAAAACUGGAAGAACUCAUCUAGGUCUGUAAAUCCAAUGUUCAUGGAUCCAACCAAUCCUACAUGGGGUUGGAGUUGGUUGGAACGAUGGAUGGCAACCCGGCCUUUGGACAGCCAUGGCCAGAUGGAUAAAGAGUUGAAUGACCAUUCAUCCAUAAAAGGCUCAAGCCGCAGCAUUACCGGUGGAGAAAUCAGCAAGUCAUUUGCUCGUUUCCAGCUCAAUUCUGAAAAGCAAUCUCCAUCAGCCAGCCAAAAUCUUGGCUCGCCAAGCUUUCAGUCUACUCCUUCCAAGCCAGCUUCAUCAUCUGCUAAGAAAACAAAGAAGGCAAGCCCAAGGGGCAGCUGCAUUACAGAUGAGGACUCGAAAAGCUUGGUCAGUGUACAGUCAGAUCGGUUCCGGAGGCACUCCAUUGCUGGUUCUUCGGUGAGAGAUGACGAGAGCCUUGCUAGCUCUCCAGCAGUUCCAAGCUACAUGGUGCCAACUCAAUCUGCAAAAGCCAAGUCCAGGACACAGAGUCCAUUAGCCCCAGAAAAUGGAAAAACUGAGAAAGGAUCUUUUGGAACUGCAAAGAAGCGUCUUUCUUUCCCAGCUUCACCUGCCAGACCAAGGCGCCAUUCAGGGCCACCAAAGGUAGAAAGCAGCUUAAAUGCAGAGUUAGCUGUGGACAAUGGUGUGGCCAGUUGAUCUUACAAGUCAAAGGAUUGAAAGCAUUAAAGUAGGAUUGAAAAUAUCACUGAAGAAAUAAAAACAAAGAGUUUACUUAAAUUGAGUGUUCCAUUUAUUUAUUUCUCCUAUUUUAUUUGUAUCCUAACUUUUUUGGAGGCUUUUGAUUUGGGGUGAAAAUUGUUUUACUUACUAUAUUUUAUCAAUUUGUAUUUUCAUUUACUUUAGCACUAUUUGCCCUGAGGGGAAGGAAUGUGGUUCAUGAUGGUCAAAUGACAGAAGGACAAAUGAACUGGCCGAAUCCUUUCUGUGCUUCCCCAAUCAAGGGCAAGUAUAAUUCUGGUCAAAGUUCCUCAUUCUUGAUUCUUAGCUGUGACAUAAAUGUAAAUUGAAUUUCAUUGUCUCAUUUCUUUGAUGAUACUAUGUUUUGCUUUGAA